Messenger RNA from Myzus persicae (green peach aphid), 2469 nucleotides. RefSeq names its product synaptic vesicle glycoprotein 2C-like. The record is from RefSeq and is a predicted model, not a curated record. NCBI's taxonomy places the organism in Eukaryota, Metazoa, Arthropoda, Insecta, Hemiptera, Aphididae. Gene Ontology annotation, cellular component: membrane. The transcript has 11 exons. The coding region runs from base 550 to 2115 and encodes 521 amino acids. Gene Ontology annotation, biological process: transmembrane transport. Gene Ontology annotation, molecular function: transmembrane transporter activity.
AUUAUUCUCGGGCCGUCGUCGUUUUUACAUAUCUGCGUUUAUAACGCACAGCGACAGUCUACCACAACAUUUAUAGGCACGCGGUACCCGGUCGCGAUAAUACCACCACCGAAAACACCUCCCAAAUCUCCUGCGACGAUAUACCUAUAAUAUUAUAAUCAUUGCACAAGCCAUUUAGUUGGAGCUCGCGCGUGAGUGUGUGCGGCCACCGAAGUCGAAAAGCCCACCAGAUCCGAAUAAAUAUCGUGCUGAUAUUGUAAUAUAAUAUUAUAGUAAUAGCUAUAUUGUCCUCGUGUCGUCUUCGUAUCAGUUCGCGUAUGCGCGUGUGCCCGUGCGAUAGAUAAAAGUUAUUUUUUUUUUUACCUGGACACAUAAUAUAUAAUAUUAUAUUAUAUUAUUAUUACAAUAUACACGUCAUAUAUUUGUAUGCUGUUAUUGAUUAAACAUCAUUUUUAAUUCGGUUUUGUUUUUAUUUUCAAUUUUACUUUUCGGUUUUGGUUCAUCUAUGCAGAAACUCGUACUACAGACUUACGAAGCACCAGGGACGUGAUGGGUUUGGAUUUCUUGGACAAUGGUUCAAUUUUCGAGCACGCCAUAACGUGCGCAGAAUUUGGCCGAUUUCACUACUUCUUGUUGGCGCUAUGUGGUCUCAUCUACAUGAACUGCGCUAUAUCCGUGAGCGUCGUGUCUUUCGUCCUGCCUUCGGCGCAAUGCGAUUUCCAACUGAGCUCGUCGGACAAGGGCCUGUUGAACGCCGUCCCGCUCAUGGGAAUGCUCUUGGGAGCUUACUUUUGGGGCUGCCUGGCCGAUAUGCAUGGUAGAAAGAAAGCUCUGAUCGCAGCACUACUCAUGGAUGGCCUAUUCAGUCUACUUUCAAGUUUCCUCACAUUCUUUUGGCCGUUUUUGUUUUGUCGUUUCUUCAGUGGUUUUGGCGUGUCUGGAUACUUGGGAAUUUGUUUCUCGUAUUUGGGGGAAUUUCAACCGAAAAUCUAUAGAGAAAAAGUGCUGUCGUGGCUGGAAAUGUUUUGGACUGUAGGCAUCAUAAUGCUACCACUGGUUGCUUGGGGCAUCAUCCCGCUGGCAGCCAAAUACACCAUCGGCGGCUUAUUCCGGUAUUCGUCGUGGAAUCUGUUCCUCACAUUGUGCUCGUUGCCCAGUAUUCUGUUGGCUCUGUGGCUGACUAGGUUCCCGGAGAGCCCAAAGUUCCUGUUGGAAUGUGGAGAAUUUGACGAGGCACUCGAGUGUCUGAAACGGAUUUACACGGAGAAUACUGGUGAACCGGGAGAAGCAUAUCCGGUGCGGAGUCUCAUCGAGAAUGAGGUCCGAUGCAGUGUGAUCAGCAUACAGUCAAAGCGUUCGCUGCGCAGCAUGAAGACGGUAAAGACGCCAAAGGACCUCAAGAAUCUGUUGAACGAGGUGUGGUACCAGACUAAAGAGAUGUUCAAACCACCACACCUUAAGAACACGUUACUCACGUGUCUCAUACAGUUCGGCCUGACGUCCAGUUACUACACGCUGAUGAUGUGGUUCCCGGAGCUAUUCAACAGGUUCGAGACAUUCGAACGCCAGCAGCCCGGCGAGGACGUGUCCGUGUGCCAAGUGUCGUCUGUGUACAUAGAACACGACGGAGGACUGAACACAGUCGACUUGUGUGGGGCGGCAGUCGGAGAAUCCGUAUACACGCACACUCUGUGGAUCGGCAUAGCUUGCAUACCCACAUCUCUGUGGAUGCCCCUCUGCGUGCACCGGCUUGGCGCCAAGUUCUUCUUAGUGAUGUGCCUAUUCGUGUCUGGAAUUGUGGCCGCCGCUAUGUAUUUCGUGAAAAACGCUCUGCAAAAUCUCAUACUGUCGUGCCUGUUCGAAGCGUUCAGCGGACUGGGAAUCAGUGUGUUGAUGUGCAUCAUGGUCGAUCUGUUCCCCACCAACAUGAGAGUAAUGGCAGCCGCGGCUUCAGCGACGUUCGGCCGCCUCGGAUCACUGUUGGCCAACAUCACAUUCGGACUUCUCAUCGACUCGCACUGCAUCCUGCUAAUUAUCAUAUUCAGCUCGUUGUUGAUAAUAAGCGGUCUACUCUCCUUGGCUCUCCCAAAUGGCAACGACAAAGACUUAGACUAAUGAUCGAUUACCGCACACCACUCUGACGGAUAUACACAUUCGGUGAUGUGCACAAAUAAAGUAAGUUCGGCGUGUAUAAUUAUAGAAAUAUUUCUGUUUUUCAAGUGGUAAUCACCCCCAUCGUUCGUGAAUUUUUGUGGACAAAUUAUGUUUAAGGAUAAAACUACUGUACAUUGGACCUUUUUUACAGAUAUUGCUUUAAAUUGCUAUUGAAUUAACGCAGAAUCAUGUCCGUCGUGAGUGUACUAAAUAACUGUUUUUCUGGAUACAAAAUAUUUAUUUUUGGAAAAAAAAUUAUUUGUAAGCUUAUAACAUAUUAUAAUGUGACAACUUUUUUUUUUUUUUGUAAAUAAA